AUGGAUUCAUACAUUUUUCCAGAUCAAGAAAAUCUUCCCUUGCGGGCCACGUCCGGUCCCAAACUGCCCCAGGUCAGCGAGAGCGCUGUGGAGCCAACAGCGGAUGAAGGUCGUACAGCCUUGGACUCGCCCAAGCUCACCACCAAUGGCACUGCCCAUGCCAUUCUGGCGACCUCCCUGACAACCCGAUGUCAAGAGGGAGUGUGUCUUGACCCCCAGACCCGUCAGCGCACAAUUGCUGCCGCCAUGCGGACGAUCCUGCAAUGCCUGGGCGAGGACCCCGACCGAGAAGGCCUCGUCCAGACGCCGGAGCGAUACGCGCGUGCCAUGCUCUUCUUCACCCAAGGCUACAAUCGCGCCGUUCAUGAGGUCGUCAAUAACGCCAUCUUCACGGUUGACAGCAGCGAGCUCGUGUUGGUCAGGGACAUUGAUAUCUUCAGUCUAUGUGAACACCACCUGGUUCCCUUCCACGGCAAGGUCCAUAUCGGCUACGUCCCGAACGGCCGCGUCCUGGGCCUGUCCAAACUGGCCCGCGUCGCCGACGUAUUCGCCCGCCGACUGCAGAUCCAGGAACGUCUCACAAAGGAGAUCGCUCACGCCAUCGAGCAGAUCCUCAGCCCCGUUGGAGUCGCCGUCGUCAUCGAGUCCGCCCAUAUGUGUAUGGUCAUGCGUGGUGUGCAGAAGACUGGUGCCAUCACAACCACCGCUUGUAUGACCGGGAUAUUAGGCAAAGACCAGGAGCUGAAGAGGCACUUUUGGAGCUUGAUGCGACAAUGA
Aspergillus pseudoviridinutans is the source of this 777-nucleotide messenger RNA. Its product is annotated as GTP cyclohydrolase I. Gene Ontology annotation, biological process: tetrahydrobiopterin biosynthetic process; tetrahydrofolate biosynthetic process. The record is from RefSeq and is a predicted model, not a curated record. Bases 1 to 777 code for a protein of 258 amino acids. Gene Ontology annotation, cellular component: cytoplasm. Gene Ontology annotation, molecular function: GTP binding; GTP cyclohydrolase I activity; zinc ion binding. The transcript has 3 exons. Lineage: Eukaryota; Fungi; Ascomycota; Eurotiomycetes; Eurotiales; Aspergillaceae.